CCAGAGCCUCAGCCCUAAGUAGCCGCGGUGGGCGCCAGACCCUACCCGCACCGACUCGCACCACCGUGCUCCGCGAACCCGGCUGCGCCUUCUGCCGCGUGCCGCCAGGUCUGCCGUCCCGCAGCUUUGCCAGGAGCGAGCCGCUCAUAACGCACCCGGAGUCCCAGAUGGCUUCAGUGACUGAUAGUAAAGCUGGAGUCAAAGAUGCUUCCGACCAGAAUUUUGACUACAUGUUCAAACUGCUCAUCAUCGGCAACAGCAGCGUUGGCAAAACUUCCUUCCUCUUCCGCUAUGCUGACGACACCUUUACCCCAGCAUUCGUCAGCACUGUGGGCAUUGACUUCAAGGUGAAGACAGUCUACCGCCAUGAAAAACGAGUGAAGCUGCAGAUCUGGGACACAGCUGGACAAGAGCGGUACCGGACCAUCACAACAGCCUAUUACCGUGGGGCCAUGGGCUUCAUUCUGAUGUAUGACAUUACCAAUGAGGAUUCCUUCAAUGCUGUCCAAGAUUGGGCUACUCAGAUCAAGACCUACUCCUGGGACAAUGCACAGGUUAUCCUGGUUGGGAACAAGUGUGACAUGGAGGAAGAGAGGGUUGUUCCCGCCGAGAAGGGCCGGCUCCUUGCAGAGCAGCUUGGUAUGGGCACAACAUAUGUAUAUGUGUACAUGUUUACAUUGGAGUGUGACAUUAAGGGUGUGUUGUGA
Molecule: messenger RNA, 707 nt
Organism: Leptonychotes weddellii (Weddell seal)
Lineage: Eukaryota; Metazoa; Chordata; Mammalia; Carnivora; Phocidae
Source: RefSeq, a predicted model, not a curated record